Magallana angulata is the source of this 2191-nucleotide messenger RNA. RefSeq names its product histone-lysine N-methyltransferase set-17-like. The coding region runs from base 262 to 1368 and encodes 368 amino acids. NCBI's taxonomy places the organism in Eukaryota, Metazoa, Mollusca, Bivalvia, Ostreida, Ostreidae. The record is from RefSeq and is a predicted model, not a curated record. The transcript is spliced from 9 exons. Gene Ontology annotation, cellular component: nucleus. Gene Ontology annotation, molecular function: protein binding.
UUAAUGGGGGAGUCAACAAAUAAUGUCCAAAUUUUAGUGAGUUAACCUCUAGAAAAUCGUUAACCAAAAUACUGUCAAUCAUACACGAAAGACUACAAGGUAACAAUUUGGAAUUUUAUCAGCCAAGAGGAGAAAAGAGCCUUAGUUCGCUGUAAUGUUUAUAUAUUUGCACUUUCGAAGGUGAUAUACAGUGAGUGAAAGGAACGAUCAAUUUUAACUACGGACUUCUGACAUUCCUGUUCGUCUGGAUCUUCAGAUAAAAUGACACAGCAAUCAUCUGCAUUAUAUAUCUUUAUAGUUACAAUCGUCACCUCGGUUUUCACGAUCAAUGUUGCCAAUGUGAAAUGCAAAGCCGGUUUUGAAAACGUCGGACAAUGGUGUUUUUCAUUUUAUCUUGUGAGCAAAUCCUUGUCAGACUCCAUUGAGAUUUGCACAAAAGCCGGUGGCAACAUGGUUCUAAUGGACGAAUACAGGAAGAUAGAGAUGCUUCGAAAACAUAUGAAAGAAAAAGGACUCAUACAUAAACUGACUGUUAAAAACAGAGAGGCAUUGAUAAAAUCUUAUCAGGAAAUUCGUGAAGUAACAACAUAUCAGGAAAAUUAUUGCAACACCUACAAGACAAAUAGAUUGUUUAAACCUGCAGAAGAAUUUUACAUCCCAAACGCCAAGCUUCCGAUUAACUUUAAUGGAAAUGGACGUGCGAGAUUGACAACUCCAAGUGGAUUUUUUAUUGCAAAGUCAUCAAUUCCUAGCGCCGGAUACGGAGCAUGGACUAAAACUAGAGUCCGGAAGUAUACAGUCCUAGGAGAAUAUGAGGGAGAGGAACAUAAGAUAGAAGGGAAUAGUCCAUAUUCCUGGGUUAUAUAUGAAGAUAAGAAAAAGGAAAAGAGGCAUUUUAUAGAUGCUUUCUCGCCCGCCAAAAGUAACUGGUUGCGGUAUAUCAACUGCGCAAGAAAUGUGUGGGAAGAAAACGUGUACUCCUUUGUAUGUGAUAACUUAGUAUUUUACAUGACGACAAAAGAGGUGGAACCCAACACAGAGUUACUGACAUGGUAUGGACGGAACGACGGAUUGAUGCUAGGGAUUACAAAAUUACAUCCAGCGAGUGAGUUGGACUUGAAUUCAACAUUUUAUAUUCGAUUGAGUUAUAUGCCUCAGGAUUUUAAGAAAAACGAUCUCAAAUACCACCAAAACUGGUUUUCAAAUAAACACGAUAUAAAGGACAAUAAAAUACAGUAUGGCAUUCUUGACUCAUAUCACGAUGGAGCGUGGAAAAUUCAGCGGGAAAAUAAUUAUACGUAUUAUACAGGUGAAGACGGAUUUUCAGUUCCAUUUGUAUGUGAACAUCAACCACUUGAUGUUAAGUAAUAUCAAAUCGUUUGUCUAAGCAUAGUGUUUUGAUAUUUUAAUAGAAAUGUGAAAUGUCAAAAAGCUACUUAUUUUAUAGACGUAAAAUGAAGUAAGUUUUACGUAUAAUAAUCUGUUUAGAAAACCAAUAAAAAUCUGAUUUAUGACUAAUCAUACAUUUGGCUUAAAAUAUUUCAUGAGAAAUACCUCAUAUGUUCCUUUGUCAUUUAUUUACAUGUUUAUGUAUAGCAUAUCUACAACCCAAGUUUACGUAUUCUUUGUAAUAUUUGGUUUUUCUAUCAGUCAGUGACUAACCGACAGAAAUACCGUAAACGUUUACAUUUGGCAGAGUAUUCAAUUUGGUGCUUAGGCGAAAAGUGACAUCCGUUAUAUCAAGUAUAUCUCCAAAUGCAUUGCAUAAAUAUUAUAUGUUAGAGAAUAGAAACAAUAAAAACAUGCUAAUUCAAAUUUACGCGAACUUGUUUGAAAGUCUUUUUCUGCCAAAUAUCGUGCAGGCUAAAUAUAGUACGUUUACAGUAUCAACUACUGGUAUACCAUUCACUUUUUGUUAUUAAAGCGUAUUGGCUUUAAAAGAAAUUUUACGAUUGUGUUAUUUUUAAGACGUCACAAUGGUUCGUUGUUAGGAUUUUAUCAACGUGCUAGAUAUUACUACAUGUUGUGCAACAUUGAUUCCAUUCACAGUUGAUUUAAGUUUUAAAUACAUUUCUUAUUUCAAACUUUAGUCCAUUUUUCGUUCUGGUUUGCAAUUACCAGGUUUAAUAUUUCAUUUGAAAUUUAAGAAAAUUGUUAAUAAACGCUUAAUCAAAAUGUUCAUCAAACAAAA